GUACACACAUUGAGUGUGAGGAUUCCAUGUAUCUUUUCACUAAUUGCCCUGAAGCAGAUCUAAAUUAUGGAAAACAAACAUAAAAAAUAAACAUUUGUAAAUGAGUACUUGUAUGCACUGUGAAGAUAUAGAAGUAGACUAUAUCUUAGCCUGUCAAAAUCUAUAAAAUUCUAUAACAUGUAACACAUUAUACUAAAAGGACAAACCCAGGAUUGAUUUUGUACAGAAAGUAGUAGUAUAGGCACUAUAAUUUCAGAAUAAGUAAGAAUGCACCAUUUCAGAAUGAGUAAGAAUGCACCAUUUGGCAGACUAAUUAGUACAUUGAAACUCUAUGAAGUUAGGAUUUAAAAUAUGAGCAGUAUUUUCCUUGCAAAGACUGGAUGGAGAAUUUUCAGAAUGAGGUAUCAAUGACAAUAAAGUUUGGGACAAAGAAUUAUAAAGUCAAUUUAAAGAGACUAUAGAGCUGCUUGUGUGUGCAUUUGGUGGAGCUGGUAGCUCUUUGGUGUAGCAGCAGCCGAAGAGACUCUGGCGCUCCUCAUGGUUGAUGAAAUGCCCAAGGAAGGAACCAAGACUGAGAACAAUGAGCAUAUUAAUUUGAAGGUGGUGGGUCAGGAUGGUUCUGUGGUGCAGCUUAAGAUUAGGAGGUGCACACCUCUUAGUAAACUAAUGAAAUCCUGUUGUAAGCCACAGGAUUUGUCAGUGAGGCAUUUCACACUCAGAUUUGAUGAGCUGCCAAUCAAUGAAACAGACAUACGUGCACCAUUAGAAAUGGGGGAUGAAGAUACAAUUGAUGGGUUCCUGCAGCAGUACACAGGGGGUGUUUACUAAAGAGGGAACCUACUACUUUACUCCAGAACUCUGUUCUUCCUGAUCAAGAAGAAAUUCUCAGUUAGAAAGCCUGCAAUUCAGUUCCAUAAAUCCCAAGUCCUAUGGCGCAAUUUUCUCUAUUCUUUCAUUUUCUCCUUCCACAUUCCUUUACUGUACAUGAAUA
Talpa occidentalis (Iberian mole) is the source of this 991-nucleotide messenger RNA. RefSeq names its product small ubiquitin-related modifier 2-like. The transcript has a single exon. Gene Ontology annotation, molecular function: protein tag activity; ubiquitin-like protein ligase binding. Bases 538 to 828 code for a protein of 96 amino acids. Lineage: Eukaryota; Metazoa; Chordata; Mammalia; Eulipotyphla; Talpidae. Gene Ontology annotation, biological process: protein sumoylation. The record is from RefSeq and is a predicted model, not a curated record. Gene Ontology annotation, cellular component: nucleus.